AUGGAAGUUAAUACUACAACCACUGUAUCUGCAAGGCCACCGACUAAGAACCACUCUUUCACACAGCACCGCUUACAUUCAGAAAGACAUAGCCAUAGCCAUGGCCAUUUCCCCCCCAAAACCAUUCUCAUAACCAUCUCACUGAUCACCUUACUUACGGUCCUAUUUGUCAUUUUUGUGGUCCUAUUCUUGAUCCGUCGUCAAAAAUCCUCCAGCAAGAAUGGAACUUGCGAAGAAGACAGCAGAGAGCUUCAUGACACAAGCAGCAGGCUCAUUACUUCAUCAACUUUGAAUUCUAGCCCAGAUGUGAAGAGUGGGUGUCUUCACGGGGGAAAUUUGAGCAGGACCCCAGCACCUAAAUUUCGAGGAGUCCAAGUGUUCACAUACAGAGAGUUAGAAAUUGCCACAGAUGGAUUCAGAGAAGGAAAUGUGAUUGGUAGUAAUGGAGGGCAUGGCUUCAUGUAUAGAGGAGUUCUAAGUGAUGGCACUUUGGCAGCAAUUAAGUUACUUCGCAGUGAGGGUAAGCAAGGGGAGCGUGCCUUCAGAAUAGAGGUCGAUCUCCUAAGUCGCUUGCACUCUCCAUUUUUGGUGGAGUUACUUGGCUAUUGUGCUGACCAACACCACAGGUUAUUGAUUUUUGAAUACAUGCCCAAUGGUACACUCCACCACCAUCUUCACUCCUCCAAUGAUCAAACUCAACCGUUGGAUUGGUGGGCCCGGAUGAGGAUAGCCCUUGAUUGUGCCAGGGCACUGGAAUUCCUUCAUGAACAUGCAGUAUCUCCUGUGAUCCACAGAGACUUCAAGAGUAACAACGUUCUAUUGGAUCAAAAUUUCCGUGCAAAGGUGUCUGAUUUUGGAUUGGCUAAGAUGGGAUCAGAGAAGAGGAACGGUCAGGUUUCCACCCGUGUGUUGGGGACCACUGGAUACCUGGCACCAGAGUACGCCACGGGUAAGCUUACCACAAAGUCUGAUGUUUACAGCUAUGGUGUGGUUCUUCUAGAACUACUCACGGGACGCGUGCCUGUUGAUAUCAAGCGGGCCCAGGGAGAACACGUCCUUGUCUCUUGGGCUCUUCCAAGGUUGACAAACAGAGAAAAGGUGAUUGAAAUGGUUGACCCAGCUCUACGCGGACAGUACUCAAAGAAGGAUUUAAUUCAGAUAGCUGCCAUUGCAGCAAUGUGCAUACAGCCAGAAGCUGAUUACAGGCCGCUCAUGACAGAUGUUGUACAAUCACUGAUACCGCUUGUUAGGAACCCAUCCUCUCUUAGUUCUAGCUCCCUACGAUUUCAGAAACAAACGCCAAGUCCAUGUCAUUAG
Sphenostylis stenocarpa is the source of this 1317-nucleotide messenger RNA. NCBI's taxonomy places the organism in Eukaryota, Viridiplantae, Streptophyta, Magnoliopsida, Fabales, Fabaceae. The record is from the annotation of a GenBank genome assembly.